Pogonomyrmex barbatus (red harvester ant) is the source of this 5556-nucleotide messenger RNA. It is a transcript of the gene DNApol-alpha180, whose product is annotated as DNA polymerase alpha catalytic subunit. Gene Ontology annotation, cellular component: alpha DNA polymerase:primase complex. NCBI's taxonomy places the organism in Eukaryota, Metazoa, Arthropoda, Insecta, Hymenoptera, Formicidae. Gene Ontology annotation, molecular function: DNA-directed DNA polymerase activity; nucleotide binding; single-stranded DNA binding. Gene Ontology annotation, biological process: mitotic DNA replication initiation; lagging strand elongation; leading strand elongation. The record is from RefSeq and is a predicted model, not a curated record.
CGGGACUUAAACCUUGUAUCCACGAUGCUAUAGAAAUUGAUUCGAGAUCUCGGAUGGAAAGAGAAUUGACCAAUUGCGUUUGAAUAAUUCGAUCAAUUAACCAAUGUGAUUGAUCACAAGGACUAGAUCUUUUAGAUCUAAAAAAUAUAUCAAUCGAAGACGAGAGUUCAGCAAGCACGCGAAUCCAGUUAGCAAAUCAGCAGGAAAAAAAGUAUUGUGGCUUAAGGAUGCCGUCACAUACGGCGUAACUUGCAUAAGCGUAAUCUGCGUAUUUUAGUAUUUUAUUAAAACACGUUAUGCCAUUCUGAAAGCCUUCUUUCACAUAGAGUAUUUCGCGGAAUUUCGAGAAAUGCGUAAUUAAUAUAACCUAUUGCUGAUUAGAGUUUCUGUUGUACUCUCUAACAGAAAUGCUAAACUAAUUUGUGAUUGGUUUUUGUAAUCUGCGUAUCUGGAAAAGUACGCUUCAUGGGGAACCGAGACUUUAUGUAUGAGUAUGUGUACGAACAAGUCAAAUAGAUGUGAACCUAAUCUGUGAGAAUGUAUUCAGAAGUCAUUAUGGACCUGUUGUUAUUAAAAAUAUGGAAGCGGUAGCAAAAGUGGAAGAAGAAACAAUCUCAACAACAAAAUUAGACGAUAUAAUAUUUUAAAAUUGUUUGGAAUAUGGAAACUAAUGGUAUACCAACAGGAAAAACCUCGUUAUAGAAUGUGGGUGCGUUCGAUAUUCGCAGAAAAACGAAGAUUAUUACAGGAUUCAGCGUAACAAUAAUAGCGUAAAGUAACUAGGCGGAAUUUGAUGUUCAAGUGAAAUAUGAUUGAUCGGCGCAAGUUACGCUUACGCAAGUUACGCCGCAUGUGACGGUACCCUUAAGGCUUACUACUCCUAUUGUAAACGGACCUUGAACGAUUCACUCACAUCACACUCGAAUCGAAACGCAUUUUUAACUCGCGAGAUAUCGCGACGUUCUCUUGUCGGGAAAAAUUUAUUCUCCCGCCAAAACUUGUAGAACCAUCGCGGGACGAAAACAGACGAAAGUCUUUUCUGAUAAACACGAUAUUUAGGGAAAGAAUAAUGGAUGAUUCGCAGCCAUCCACAUCUGGUAGAUCCAGGCGUCAGAAAAUUGAUAAAACUGGCAGGUUUUCGGCUCUGGAAAGAUUAAAGGAAGCUCGAAGUGGUAACAAGCGCAAAUACGAAGUUGAAGAGAUAGAGAAUGUUUAUGAUGAAGUAGAUGAGAAAGAAUAUAGUAAUACUGUUUUGAAACGUCAACGAGAUGAUUGGAUAAUCGAUGAUGGAGAAAGUGGUUAUAUAGAAGAUGGAAGAGAAAUUUUUGAUGACGAUCUGGAUGAAAAAAGCAUUCAAGAGGCAAGGAAACAGAGAUUUAAUAUGGCUGGCCCUAGAAAAAAAAGAAAGGAAGAAGAUAAGAAGAAAGGAAAUAUUCAAAGUAUGAUUAGAAAUAUGCCUUCUAAGAAGGAUGCUAUUGUACCAAUCAAAGAUGAUGAUAUUUUGGGAGAACUGCUCAGCGAGAUUUCUGAGAAUAAAAAAAUAACAAAUAGCCCUAAACCAGGAAGCAACAAAAACAAAUUUUGUCAUACUAUUCAUUCUGAUGUUACACAAACAUAUCAAUCUUCAUCUACAAAUCAAAAAGCUGACAAGAUAAUAUGUGAAAAGACAGAAGAGAAAAAUUCUACAAUAUAUGACAGUAUUGCAGAAAGUGCAAGUCUGAUAAUUGAAGAUGAUGAUAUUGCAUUAUUUGAUGCUCCACAAGAAAAGAAUAUAGAAAAACCAAAAGAAUUAAAUAAUUGUUUCAAAGUUGAGAGAAAAGAAUUCAAAUCAGAUGGUCAAGACACUAAAAAAAUAGAAUCCAAUACUAUGCAAACUGCAAGUCAGAUUAUUGAGGAUGAGCCUAGUCCUACGAUGGAUCUUAAUGAAUGUGUUGGAGAUCUGUCAACUAUAGAUUUCGAUGAUGGAAGUAUGGACAUUGACUUUUCGUCAUCGGCUGACAUUAAAUCUCAGAAAAAUAAAAUAGACAUACAAAAAAAUACAUGUAAAACUUCCAUUAAAAGUAUGAAAAUUGGUCUUGCCGUUGACUUGAUAGCGCCACAACUAGUCAAAACGAAAGAUGAAGAGGAGGUAUUCAGGUUUUAUUAUUUGGACGCAUAUGAAAACCCUUACAAGAAUCCUGGAACUGUAUAUCUGUUCGGCAAGACCUAUGUACCAAGUCAUGAUACAUAUUGUUCAUGUUGCGUUAUGAUACAUUGUAUUCCAAGGAGAAUAUAUCUUUUGCCUAGAAAAUAUAUAAAAACUUCAAAGAACGACGAAUCACAAAUAACUACUAUGGAAGAUGUGUAUAAAGAAUUUGAUGAAUAUGCUAAUAAAGUGCGUAUAAUGGAGUUUAAUUGUAAAGAAGUGAAGAAGCAUUAUUCGUUUGAAAAAGAAGGUACACCGAAAACUUCAGAUUACUUGGAAGUCAGAUAUAAUGCGCGCUAUCCAGCAAUCGAUGCCGACUACUCGGGUCGAGCAAUAGAACGUGUUUUUGGCACCACAGUGAAUGCAUUAGAGCUGUUACUUAUAGAACGAAAGAUUAAGGGGCCUUGUUGGUUGGAUGUUAAGAAUAUAUCGCCUACCGUAGGACGAUUUGCUUGGUGUCCACAGAUAGUAGUUACUUCAGACAUGGAGAAUAUAUCGCUGUGCUCCCAAGAAAAAGCUAAGCCUCCAAUAAUAACAGCAACUCUCAAUGUAAGAAUGUCUUUGAAUGCAAAACUACAAAAUGAACUAGUGAUGGUUGUUGUGUUAAUUCAUCAUAAGUAUAAUGUCGAUAAGGAACCACCAAAGCCGCCUUAUGAUCGUCAGUUUUGUUUUGUCACACAUCCACGAGACACUCCGUGGCCGCGACAAAUUCGUGAUACUUUUCUAAAAGUGCCGAAUGUCGAAAUAAUAAAAUGUGAAACCGAAAGCGAGUUACUUGAAGAAUUAUUAACUUUAAUGCAGAAAGUGGAUCCCGAUUUAAUAAUAGGCUACGAUUGUGCAUUCCAAUUUGACGUUUUAAUGCAGAGAAUGUUUGCCUUGAAGGUAUCUAAUUGGAACAGAAUGGGAAGAUUGAAGUCAACAACUCCUCCUCUACUUAGAGGAAAAAUAAUCCUUAAUCAAGCGUUUGUUGGUCGCCCGAUUUGUGAUAUACAAAUCUCAGCAAAGGAAUUAAAUUUAAAAGUUAGAAGUUACGAUCUCCAAUCACUUUGUAGUGCAGUAUUAAAAACAAAAGAACAUGAAUGUAGAGAAAUCACACCAGCGGAAACUUCAUCUUUCUACAAUACAGCAGACAAAAUGUUAAAUCUAAUACAUAUAACAUUAAAAGAAGCGAAAUAUAUUAUAACUAUAGUGAUGGAUCUCAACAUUAUACCGCUAGCACUUCAAAUCACUUGUUUAGCAGGUAAUAUUUUAUCGAGGACAUUGUUAGGUGGAAGAGCGGAAAGAAAUGAAUAUUUGUUGUUACAUGCCUUUAAUUUAAAAGAUUACAUAACGCCAGACAAACGAAUUGAAAAGAAAGGACGAGACGAUGAUGGUCCCCGUAGAAAAGCUGCAGCAUAUACUGGCGGUCUGGUACUUGAUCCAAAGAAAGGUUUCUAUGACAAGUUGGUAUUGUUGAUGGAUUUCAAUUCUUUGUAUCCGAGUAUCAUACAAGAGUACAACUUGUGUUUCACCACCGUUCCUGGUGCGGCGUAUUCUGACGUUGAGCAAUUGAGUAUUCCUGAGUUGAAUCUGGAGCCAGGAGUGAUUCCAACAGAAAUUCACAAGUUAGUUAAAAGCAGACAACAAAUCAAACAACUCAUGAAAACACCAAAUUUAUCGCCGGAACAGAAAAUGGACUACCACAUCAGGCAAAUGGCGUUAAAACUUACUGCCAAUUCCAUGUAUGGAUGUUUGGGGGCGACGCAUUGUCGAUUUUAUGCGAAAGGUCUCGCUGCUUUAAUAACAGCUAAAGGUCGGGAGAUUCUGGAAGACACGAAACACUUGGUCGAAAAAUUGCAAUAUGAAGUAAUUUAUGGCGAUACUGAUUCCCUGAUGAUAAAUACUAACAUUUUAGAAUACGAUGAUGUAUUUUCAAUCGGCAGAAAGAUUAUGCGCGAAGUUAACAAUCGAUACAAAAAAGUUGAAUUAGAUAUCGAUGGAGUAUUCCGAUAUUUAUUGCUCUUACAAAAGAAGAAAUAUGCUGCAGUUACAAUGUCGAAAUUGCCAAACGGUCAGAUACAAUUGGCACAAGAACAUAAAGGUCUCGAUAUUGUAAGAAGAGAUUGGUGUCCAUUGGCCUGCGACACUGGAAAAAAAGUUUUGGAUACACUUCUCUGUGAUCAGUCGAGUGAAACGCGUCUAGAGCAAGUCAUACAAAUCCUGCAGAACGUUGCAAAAAAUGUGAAAGAAGGAACAGCACCACUGUCAUCAUUUGUUAUCACUAAACAAUUGUCAAAAAAUCCAGACGCAUAUCCAGAUAAAAAGCAACUGUCUCACGUUAUGGUGGCACUUAGAUUAAAUAAAGCAGGUGGACGGAUGUGGAAAGCUGGUGACACAUUGCCAUAUGUUAUUUGCGAGGAUGGAACUGAUGCGAGCGCGACGGAACGAGCGUAUCACAUUGACGAAGUGAAGAAUAAUGAGAAAUUAAAGGUGGACGUUAAUUAUUAUCUGCUGAGUCAAAUAUUUCCUGUAAUCUUACGAAUCUGCGAACCAAUUGAGGGUAUCGACGAUGUUUUUCUAGCCAACAAUUUAGGUUUACAAUUUGUUUACAAACCUAAGACAAUAGCGUGCGAAGCAACUUUGACUUUACCAUUGGCUAUCAAUGAUGACAGAUUCAAUAAUUGCCUUCCCUUGACGUUUAAAUGUAGAAACGAGCGAUGUAAUACGGAAAUAAUAAUUAAGGAUACUGUUACAGAAUUUCAUUCUGGUCGGCAAUUAUCACUUAGCAUGUGCCCCAAUCAGGAUUGUAAAUUACCACCUUGGAGAUAUGCAAAAGUGAUACAAAAUGUAGUUCAGCUUGCCAUGAGAAAGGCAAUUACUAAGUACUAUAGUGGUUGGUUGGAAUGUGAGAAUCCACUUUGUUCCAACAAAACGAGACAAUUGCCAUUAGAUUUCGCAAAAAAAUAUCCAGAUUGUCCGAUGUGCAAAGAUGGUUCCUUGAACCGAAUUUAUUCUGGGACAGAUCUUUAUAACCAAUUGUACUAUUAUCAUAAAAUGUUUGAUAUCACUCAACCAGUUUACAAACAUCUGCUGACUCAAUGUCCGCGAGAUAUGAUAGCCGCGUACAACACAUUGAAAGAGGCGGUUCACAGACAAUUGAAACGAAGUAAAUUCUCGAGUGUAAAUCUCACAGGAAUAUUCAGCAGUAUCGGUGUCAAUUUCACAGAAACGUUUGUUACUGCUGGUUCGCGAGAGGAUUUCGAUGAAUUGGAAGAUCUGUCCGAUGACACAGAUAAAGAAGUUUAAGGAGAAACAUAUCGAUUAUCUAAGAAAUAAGAUACAAAUCAAAAAGACUGUUAGGGAAAACAAAUUAGAUUAUCUUUAUUCUUAUA